GACACCCUCCCCAAACGCGUGCCGUUAACUCUCCCAUUUUCCCUUUCUUUUUUUCCUUUUCUCUCUCUCAAUCAACACCACAACCACUUCGUCGAGGCACCACCUUGACCACAACUCCGUCGGCACCUACGCCACCACUGAAAAUUAUGGACUGAAUUCCCAAAACUCCUCACCACACUUCUUAUAAGACCCAUAUAUAAGCUUCUACUUAACUAGAAAAAUAAGAUACUAAAUAUAAAAGAACAAAAAUCAGUGAGCCAAAAUUCAAAAGCCUUGUAUGAUGGCGGAGCUGGCUCAAUCCGCCGACGUCUACGCGCCGAAGACUAUACAAGUUUGGAGAGCACUAUUAAACUGGCUGGCUUUCUUCUUCCAGAUCUUCGUUCAGAUCAUCAGAGGCACGCCGUCGCUGACUCAGGUCCUGUCUUACGUUGGCCUGCGCCACUCCUCUCUUCUCUCUUCUUCAUCGCCUCAGUUCAAGCCUUUACCUGUCGUCGAGUUACAGGAGCCUGAGCAUCCUCCUCCUCCCCUUUCUUCCGCCGUUCAAAUUACAUCCGGCGCCACCUCUGAUGGUGGACUUCUCGAUAAGCUCACGGUGGUUCUGGACUUGGAUGAAACUCUAGUUUGUGCAUAUGAGACAUCUAGUCUGCCUUCUAUGAUACGUAGUCAAGCCAGUGAGGCUGGGUUAAACUGGUUUGAACUGGAAUGCGUAUCUUCCGAUAAGGAAAUUGAAGGCAAGCCUAAGAUUAACUAUGUGACGGUGUUUGAGCGUCCUGGAUUGCAUGAAUUUCUCAAACAACUCAGUGAAUUUGCCAACCUUGUAUUAUUUACUGCUGGCCUUGAAGGGUAUGCUAGGCCUCUUGUAGACAGAAUAGAUGCUGAAAAUAGGUUUAGUCUCAGACUUUAUCGACCGUCAACCAUUAGCACGGAAUAUAGAGAGCAUGUGAAGGAUUUGUCAUGUGUAUCAAAGGAUUUGUGUCGAAUGGUUAUCGUUGAUAACAAUCCAUUCAGUUUCUUGUUGCAACCACUAAAUGGUAUUCCAUGCAUUCCAUUUUCAGCAGGGCAACCGCAGGAUGAACAGCUUUUGGAAGUUAUCCUUCCACUUCUCAAGCACCUUUCUCAGCAGAAGGAUGUAAGGCCAGUGCUGUAUGAAAGGUUUCAUAUGCCUGAAUGGUUUCAAAGACAUGGGAUCCCUGCAUCUUGGUGGGCAAACUAUGAAGGGAUUGUUAAAAAUUGAGAUAGUUUAUUAUUCCUGGAUGCACCUGGAAAGUAAAUCUUUUAGAAGGGCAACAUCUCUUCCCACGAAGAGUGAAGUUUUGUAUAGCAGCAUUUUGUGCAGAGCAGCAGCUUUGAAUUUUUCACAGCCGCUUCACAGAGGUGUCUCCAACGGAUGAUGCACAUACUGCGAUUCUGGAAACUAAAGAUUCUUGUGUAACUCUGUUCAUAGCUUUCAAUUCAUGUGGGAUCUAAUGUACUUGUCAGAUGUUGUACACUGUAUUCUAGCCAAUAAUUAUUUGCAUGUUAGCAGUAUUCUUCUGUACAGAACCUACCAUUGGAUGCUACUUUUAGUUGUCAAGAAUUGUUUAUUUAGUACAAGUUAGCUUGUGCCGUUGAAACCAGAUUAUUGUUGCAUUCUCA
Molecule: messenger RNA, 1635 nt
Organism: Coffea eugenioides
Lineage: Eukaryota; Viridiplantae; Streptophyta; Magnoliopsida; Gentianales; Rubiaceae
Product: CTD nuclear envelope phosphatase 1 homolog
Exons: 6
Coding region: 278-1234 (318 amino acids)
Molecular function (GO): phosphoprotein phosphatase activity
Source: RefSeq, a predicted model, not a curated record